AUGGAGAUCACUAACGUUAACGAGUAUGAAGCCAUUGCUAAGGAAAAAUUACCAAAGAUGGUCUAUGAUUACUAUGCUUCUGGUGCAGAAGAUCAAUGGACUCUUCAAGAAAAUCGAAACGCUUUCUCUCGAAUCUUGUUUCGGCCUCGGAUUCUGAUUGAUGUAAGCAAGAUUGAUAUGACUACAAAUGUCUUGGGAUUCAAGAUAUCUAUGCCUAUCAUGACGUUAUCUUCAUGGGCUACUUCUAGUGUUGAAGAGGUUGCUUCAACAGGACCUGGAAUACGCUUUUUCCAGCUCUAUGUUUACAAGGAUAGGAAUGUGGUGGCUCAACUUGUGAGAAGAGCAGAGAGAGCCGGGUUCAAAGCAAUCGCUCUCACUGUCGAUACACCGAGGCUUGGUCGCAGAGAAUCUGAUAUCAAGAACAGGUUUACCUUGCCACCUUACUUGACUUUGAAGAAUUUUGAAGGUCUUGACCUCGGCAAGAUGGAUAUGGCAAAUGACUCAGGACUCGCAUCGUACGUGGCUGGACAAAUUGAUCGUACCUUGAGCUGGAAGGAUGUGCAAUGGCUUCAGACCAUCACAAAGCUUCCCAUUCUAGUGAAAGGUGUCCUCACAGCUGAGGAUGCUAGAAUGGCGGUACAAGCAGGAGCAGCAGGUAUCAUCGUGUCUAACCACGGUGCUCGUCAACUCGAUUAUGUCCCAGCCACAAUCAUAGCCCUUGAAGAGGUUGUUAAAGCAGCUCAGGGAAAGAUUCCGGUGUUCUUAGACGGUGGGGUUCGUCGUGGUACCGAUGUUUUCAAAGCCCUUGCGCUUGGAGCCUCAGGCAUAUUCAUCGGACGGCCGGUGGUGUUCUCGUUGGCGGCGGAAGGAGAGGCCGGAGUGAGGAAAGUGUUACAGAUGAUGAGGGAAGAGUUCGAACUCACAAUGGCAUUAAGUGGAUGCACUUCUUUGAAGGAGAUUACGCGUAACCACAUUACCACAGAUUGGGAUGCUCCUCAAGCACGUUUAGUCCCAAAGCUGUAG
Messenger RNA from Arabis nemorensis, 1023 nucleotides. Lineage: Eukaryota; Viridiplantae; Streptophyta; Magnoliopsida; Brassicales; Brassicaceae. The record is from the annotation of a GenBank genome assembly.